Messenger RNA from Mobula hypostoma (lesser devil ray), 1943 nucleotides. It is a transcript of the gene sac3d1, whose product is annotated as SAC3 domain containing 1. NCBI's taxonomy places the organism in Eukaryota, Metazoa, Chordata, Chondrichthyes, Myliobatiformes, Myliobatidae. The record is from RefSeq and is a predicted model, not a curated record. The coding region runs from base 87 to 1106 and encodes 339 amino acids. The transcript has 2 exons. Gene Ontology annotation, cellular component: spindle; nucleus; centrosome. Gene Ontology annotation, biological process: centrosome duplication; spindle assembly.
UGAAGCCUGAAGCUUCGUAGGGAACCAACCCGUGUCCAGCGCAGGGAAUACCCUCACCGCCCAACCCGAGACCUUGCUCGGAUACGAUGAGGCCUGCUCGCUGCCUCGGGAUGUGCCCGGAGCGGGAGCGGUCCGAGCGCCAGAAGCAGGGUCGGCUGCACCGGCUGGAGCUGGUGACGGGUGCAGCGGUGAAGGAGUGGAGGCGGCCGGCGGCGGGUUGCGAGGCGGUGGCCCCGGCGGAGCUGCGGCCGCUCGCCGUGCUGCUGCAGACGGUGAGGCACCUAAUGGAGAAGGUGGUGCCGCGGGCCGAGCUCGGCCCCGAGCCCGAGCCCUGGCCCGUGGUCCACGACUUCGUGAUGGACCGGCUUCGCAGCGUCCGCCAGGACCUGGCCGCCCAGCGGCUCGGGGGAGACGCGGCCGCCGCCAUCCUCGAGCAGAGUCUCCGCUUCCUGCUCACCGGCCCGCUGUGGCUCGGCCGCCCGCCGUCCUACCACCCGCGGCCUAGGGAACCCGGCUCCAUCGAUGCCCAGGUGCGCGAGUGCUUCAGCCGCCUACUCGCCACGUACAGCGAGGGCGAGCAUAAAAACCAGGCGGAGUUCGAGGCCCUAGCACUGCUGUACGACCUGGGAUCGGAUAAAGCUUUGCAUCGUGCCUUGCAGUUGCCUGUCCGCAUCCAAGACUCGCCUGAGAUGAAGUUGGCGUUUUCCAUUAACCACGCCUUGGCCGAGGGGAACUACGUGCGCUGCCUGCGCGUGGUGCGUCGCCUGCCCUUCCUGGAGAGCUGUGCCAUCUAUCGACACAUCUCGAUGCUCCGACACCGACUGCUUUGUGCAUUUAGCCACGGUUAUAGUUGCCGCAACUGUCGCUACCCUCUCUGGACUCUGGUGGAGCUGCUGGCCGUGGACUCUCAGGACAUCGCCGCUGACCUCUGCCAACAACAUGGUCAGCAGGUGACGGGUGACUGGGUCUGUUUCCAGAAGAGCAGCUACAGGGACCCUGACACUAAUCCUGGACUCAUUGAGCUGGAGCUGGUAACCAGAAAGCAAGGAAACAGGACAAGGUCAAGCAUUAUCCAAGGCCACAGAGUGACAGUGACUGAGCUCUGAGUAAGCAGGGCUCGUCACCUGCUGGCCUUUCGACCAGCCCUAGACAGGGAGGGUUCUUACCUACUUUCAUCCACUCUGUCGCUAUGAUGGGUGUGGUAAGGGAGGACAUUACAAUCAGAUGAACUGUGCUAAACAUUGUAUCAUUUCUUAAUGCAUGUAUGCAUUCCUAAAUGACAAUAAAAGAGGACUGAGUGUUCUCAUAACCUAAUCUAAACCCAGACUGACGAGACCAAGGGGAUGCCCUCUCUAAGGAAACUUGGUCUGAGUCUAAUUUGUGCUAUCCGUCUGCUGGGGUGUUUGAAGGCACAUUUUAGGUGGAACUUUAGUUUCUGUCCAGUCCUGUUUGGGAGAUGUUUGACGGGACAAUACAUAGUGAGCUGUCCUCCAUGUCUGACUCAAGUUGACCCUUGCUGGGGGUAUUUGACUGCUCAUCCAAACUCUUUCAUAUCUGUUCUUGGAGUGUAUGAUGCUGGCGGAAAUAGAACUUGCCUUUUUCUCUUGCAGUGCCGGAUGUUUACUUGCUUUUGUGGGAUGUGGACUUUUAUUGACUUGGAACCAUUAUCUGAGUUUGCAUCUCCCUUGAGAAGGGAGCUGGUUGCUAUAUGUGUACUGCCUUAUCUCUCCCCAAGCCACUCUCUAUCUUCCUCUCUCUGAGCUUUCUGUGUCAUAAAUUUUGUGUCAUCCUUUUGUUUAUAAGGAAUUGUAGAUUAAAAGUAUUUUCAGUUAACAUUUGUUUCCUUUGCUGUACUCUGUGAUGUUAAUGGUGAAAACCAACUCCUCUGCUUGAUGAGGUGUCGCUUGAAACCUGACCUGGAGAAGACAGCUAGUGAAAAAUAU